AUGGGCUUCCACAAGUCCUCCAUGGACAUCAAGCUCAGGAAUGGGCACGUCCUCUGCGCAUACUGUCGCCGACCAACCGGCGAAGCCAUCUACUCAGAACUGGAUCUGAAUGAGUUCCUGGGAGCUAAGAAGGGAAAAUUCGCGUGGAGCGCCGAGAACUUCUCGUCCAGUGCGUCAGACGUCAACCUGCAGUUCGAAGGCCCAACCCACGAACCGAUCCUGCACGCGCAACUCUGCGAUGGGAAUGGCGCGCGGCAUGAGGACCGGGUGAAUCUGGCGGAUUGUAUCAAGAACGAGGAUGGGCAUCUGCGAUUCAUGGAUUGUUUCUAG
Molecule: messenger RNA, 330 nt
Organism: Penicillium alfredii
Lineage: Eukaryota; Fungi; Ascomycota; Eurotiomycetes; Eurotiales; Aspergillaceae
Product: CVNH domain-containing protein
Exons: 2
Coding region: 1-330 (109 amino acids)
Source: RefSeq, a predicted model, not a curated record